This is a messenger RNA of Plasmopara halstedii, 960 nucleotides long. Its product is annotated as nadh-cytochrome b5 reductase. Lineage: Eukaryota; Oomycota; Peronosporomycetes; Peronosporales; Peronosporaceae. Gene Ontology annotation, molecular function: oxidoreductase activity; FAD binding. The record is from RefSeq and is a predicted model, not a curated record. Bases 1 to 960 code for a protein of 319 amino acids. The transcript has 2 exons.
AUGCAUGUCAAUUGGCUCUCAAGACAGGCUCUGGUGGGCCAAGACUUUCGCAUGCUUCUCGGCAUUGCGCUUGUAGCUGGCACGACGCUUUUAAUGUUGCUGGUAAGGCUUAAGCCGCGUGAGUCGACGCCCACAACUCUACAGGCACCCGCAAAGCCGGGAGAUUUGCCCCCAACCGUCCAUCUUCCGCUGAUCGAGAAGCAGGUUCUUUCGCAUGACACACGUCGCUUUCGCUUUGCUCUACCAUCGAAUCAGCACGUACUUGGACUUCCUGUGGGUCAACAUAUUUCACUGCGUUACACCGAUGACGAGGGUAAAGUAGUCAUGCGCUCGUACACGCCUGUGAGCUCAGAUGACACAAGAGGAUACGUGGAUCUAGUGAUUAAAGUGUACUUCAAAAAUGUACACCCCAAGUUUCCAGAGGGUGGGAAGAUGAGUCAGCAUCUCGAGAGCUUAGCUAUUGGAGAUACUAUUGAAGUGUCUGGCCCCAAGGGAAAACUCUCGUACAUGGGCAAAGGCGAGAUUCACAUCAAGCACCGCGUGCGUGACGUGGUACCUGAGAUUCGUAAAGCAGCUCAAAUCGGUAUGAUUGCUGGUGGUACUGGAAUUACUCCCAUGCUACAAGUUGUACGUCGGGCGCUGCAAGAUCCGGAAGAUAAGACGGAGUUUUACUUAUUGUUUGCCAAUCAAACUGAAAAUGACAUUUUAUGUCGCGACGAAAUUGAAGCUAUGGCUGCGACCCAUCCAAACUUUAAGUUUUGGUACACAGUGGACAAAGCGUCCGACGGAUGGCCGUACUCGACGGGUUUUGUGUCCGCUGAUAUGAUCAAGAAGCACCUGCCCGCUGCUGCACCGAAUGUCCAGAUCUUUAUGUGUGGACCUCCGCCAAUGCUGAAAUUUGCAGUGCUUCCAGCUCUUGAAGAACUUGGAUUUAAACCUGAUCAGUACUUCAGUUUUUAA